Sphenostylis stenocarpa is the source of this 531-nucleotide messenger RNA. The record is from the annotation of a GenBank genome assembly. Lineage: Eukaryota; Viridiplantae; Streptophyta; Magnoliopsida; Fabales; Fabaceae.
AUGUCGUCGGGGCAAGUGGUUAAGCGUGUCAAAUACAAAGCCACCGUCAAAGACUCUGGCACCCCCGGCGUUCUCAAAUUGGUUUUUAUGGAAUUUCGUUCCCUCUCACUGCAGACGCGAGAUAAGUUUGUUUUCAAGCCCAAUGAUCCUACCUCGAACAACAAGCUCGAUGGUAGUUACAUCUUCGAGUUAGAAAGCUUUGCAGAUCUCCAUGCUUGUCGGGAAUUUGUGGGUAUUGCCCUUAGCAAGCAUGUGCAAGGAGAAGCUACAAAAGUUAUUUCUGAGGAACAGCUAAGCGCUGCUGAAAUGACACUCAGGAUAAAGCUAUUGCAGGAAGAUAGCAAGUUGCAGAGACUUCAUAAGGAACUUGUAGCUAGUGGUAAGCUUACAGAAUCAGAAUUUUGGGCUACAAAGAAGAAAUUGCUGGAUCAAGAUGAAAGCAGAAAGUUAAAACAAAGGAUUGGUUUUAAAAAUUCUUUGAUAUUUGACACAAAGCCUAUGAGUGAUGGACGGAACAUUGCAGCUCAGUAA